AUGUGCCAAACGCCUCUGCACGGGUUUCUCGCGGCCCUGCCGAAAUGCGAGCAUCACCUACACCUUGAGGGCACGCUCGAGCCGGAGCUCCUCUUCCAGCUCGCAGCCAAGAACAACAUCACGCUGCCCGCCUCCAAGGACGCGGCCUUCGCGUCCAUCGCGUCGCUCAAGGACCGCUACCAGCGGUUCCAGAACCUCGACGACUUCCUCGGCUACUACUACAUCGCCAUGUCGGCGCUCCUCGACGCCGGCGACUUCGAAGCCUUGGCCUACGCCUACUUCGCCAAGGCGGCGUCGCAGAACGUGCGCCACGCCGAGGUCUUCUUCGACCCGCAGGCGCACACGGAGCGCGGCGUCGCCUUCGCCACCGUCGUGGCCGGCUUCAAGCGCGCCCAGGCCCGCGCGACCGCCGACUUCGGCAUCACCACCGAGCUGAUCAUGUGUCUGCUCAAGCACCUGCCGCUCGCGGAGGCGAUGUCGACGUUUGCGCAGGCGCGCGACGGCGGCUACUUCAAAGACGGCACCCUCGCCGCCAUCGGCAUGGACUCGUCCGAGCUGCCCUUCCCGCCGCCCAUGUGGCGCGACCUGUACGACGCUGCCGCCGCGGCCGGCAUCCGGCGGACGGUGCACGCCGGCGAGGAGGGCCCGGCAUCGUACAUGACGCAGGCGCUGGACAUACUGAACGCGCAACGCAUCGACCACGGCAUCCGGGCCUUCCUCGACGGGGACGAGGCGCUGGUUGCGCGGCUGGCGCGCGAGGGCACGCUGCUGACGGCGUGCCCACUAUCAAAUAUCAAACUGCAGUGCAUCUCGUCGAUGAAGGAGUUCCCGCUGAGGAAGAUGCUGGAUGCUGGGGUUAGGUUCAGCAUUAACAGUGACGACCCGGCGUACUUUGGGGGGUAUAUACUGGAGAACUACUGCGCGCUGCAGGAGACGUUUGGGCUGAGCGUGCGGGAGUGGGAGGGCAUUGCGAAGGGGGCGGUUCAGGGGAGUUGGUGCGCUGAUGAGCGGAAGGCCGAGAUACUGGCCGAGAUUGAGGACGUUGUUGGCAAGUGGUCAUGA
Messenger RNA from Anthostomella pinea, 1062 nucleotides. Lineage: Eukaryota; Fungi; Ascomycota; Sordariomycetes; Xylariales; Xylariaceae. The record is from the annotation of a GenBank genome assembly.